Messenger RNA from Lactuca virosa, 441 nucleotides. NCBI's taxonomy places the organism in Eukaryota, Viridiplantae, Streptophyta, Magnoliopsida, Asterales, Asteraceae. The record is from the annotation of a GenBank genome assembly.
AUGCACUCGGUAAAAGAAAAGGUGAGCAAUGCAGCCAGUGCUGCCAAGGCACAUGUCGAAUCAUACAAAGCCAAUAUGGAAGAGAAGGCAGAAAGAGCAACUGCAAGAACUCAGGAAGAGAAAGAGAUAGCACACCAGCGGAGGAAGGCGAAGGAAGCAGAAGCCAAGAUGAAUCUGCACGUUGAGAAAGCUGAACAUGCAGCUGAGAAGCUGCAUGGGAAACACCAUGUUCUUCGCCAUGACACGGUGGCCGGAGUUUAUGGUGGACAUCAUCAGACGCCUGUUGGUACGGUUGGCCAAACAACAGCUACUGGAGUUGUUCCUGGCGCUGUGCAGCAGCACCACCAGCAGCCUCUUGGUGCGGUAAACCCGGUCACUGGAACCACCGCUCCAACUUAUCCUCUAGGAGGACAUCUUCAUGGACAUAACAAACAUAUGUAG